AUGGAGCAUCAGGAGGGCAAAGUGUGGCAGUCCGCGGUAUCGGUUUGGCGAGACACGAUCGGGCGAUUCGUAACCGCUCCCGGAGAAGUGACAGUGGGUAUGAGUGAGGUUCCUGAAGUAGUGGUGGAAGGGUGUAAUGGUGUGGAUGAUGUCGAGGACAAUGAUGUACUUCAUCAGAACGGAGAUGAGGGAUUGGCCAUUGACCCCAAACUCGGCUGCCGGGUUCGUUUUCCGAGUGACGUCAUACGAGAAACAGACGUUAAAGUAUGCGAGGAAUUUAAGGCAUCAGCGGGGCGUGUGGCCUGGGCGGGGGUCGCCCGCCCGCCCAAGCGGCAGUCGGCUUUUUGCCUCCGCGCCGGGUAUAGGCUGUGUCGCGUCGCGUUCCCGUCACUUCUCACGUUACAUUUCUCCGUGAAGUAUUGGUAA
This is a messenger RNA of Chilo suppressalis (striped riceborer), 426 nucleotides long. The record is from the annotation of a GenBank genome assembly. Lineage: Eukaryota; Metazoa; Arthropoda; Insecta; Lepidoptera; Crambidae.